Zygosaccharomyces rouxii is the source of this 423-nucleotide messenger RNA. It is a transcript of the gene TMA17, whose product is annotated as Tma17p. Gene Ontology annotation, molecular function: protein-macromolecule adaptor activity. The transcript has a single exon. NCBI's taxonomy places the organism in Eukaryota, Fungi, Ascomycota, Saccharomycetes, Saccharomycetales, Saccharomycetaceae. The record is from RefSeq and is a predicted model, not a curated record. Gene Ontology annotation, biological process: proteasome regulatory particle assembly. The coding region runs from base 1 to 423 and encodes 140 amino acids.
AUGAGUGCAGGAGGUAUUAGAAGACCAAUUCAAAUUGAAGAGUUCAAGACAGCCAUUGGGGACAUGCCCUCAGACGAGCUAGCCAGAAUCAGGAAUGAACUUGGGAACAGUAUUAGACAUCUGGAGAGAUCAAAUGCAAGGCUUGAAAAGUAUAUCGCCAAGAUCGAAGGCAGACCAAAGAACUCCCCAGAGGUGGACUCUGGUGAUGAACUUGAAUCCAUUGAAGAAGGUGAUCUGCAGCUCUACCAAGAAUCCCUAAGAGAGAACCAAACGGUUUUGAACAACUAUAACGAGAGAAUUGAAGCUCUAGACCAAGAGAAUCUUUACAGAUCUAGUCACAAGGGGAACGGCAGUACUGUCCCCCCUACUCCUAAAACUAACGUUACUACCGCAAACCGUGGUGCUGAAGGAAUCUAUCUAUAA